Molecule: messenger RNA, 2087 nt
Organism: Saccostrea echinata
Lineage: Eukaryota; Metazoa; Mollusca; Bivalvia; Ostreida; Ostreidae
Product: dihydroorotate dehydrogenase (quinone), mitochondrial-like
Exons: 9
Coding region: 76-1269 (397 amino acids)
Biological process (GO): pyrimidine ribonucleotide biosynthetic process; 'de novo' pyrimidine nucleobase biosynthetic process
Cellular component (GO): cytoplasm; mitochondrial inner membrane
Molecular function (GO): dihydroorotate dehydrogenase activity
Source: RefSeq, a predicted model, not a curated record
AAGUGAAGGACUGCGGUUUUACGUAAGCUGGGUGAAUACAUCUUCAUUUAAAAAAAAAAAGAAGGGUCUGACAGUAUGUCAGAUGCUGCAGUGAAACUGGCCAAAUCAGCCAAGCGGCUAAAAGACAUGGCAAUUAUAGUUUGUGGGGCCUCCAUUACAUUUGCUGGAUACUCUAUUUAUGAAGGAAAUGAGAAGUUUUAUCGUGAGAUCAUAAUGCCCCUUACACACAAAUGUUUUGAUGCGGAGACAGCUCACAGACUUGGAGUCCUAGCAGCCAAGUAUAAUAUUGUUCCCCGUAAGCAGACUAAACCAGAUUCACCAAUUUUGUCUUCAGUUGUGUUUGGGAGAGAGUUCAGUAAUCCUGUGGGAUUGGCUGCUGGUUUUGACAAGGAUGGGGAAGGAGUCAGAGGUCUGAAGAAGCUUGGCUUUGGUUUUAUUGAAAUUGGCAGUGUGACCCCAAAACCUCAGCCAGGGAAUCCAAAACCACGAGUUUUUAGACUGACAGAGGAUGGAGCUGUCAUCAAUAGGUAUGGAUUUAAUAGUGAAGGCCAUCAGGCAGUGUAUAACCGACUCAAAGACAGACUCUCGGAAGAGAAAGAUGAAUGUCUAUUAGGUGUAAAUUUGGGUAAAAACAAGACUUCUAGUGAUCCAGAAGGUGACUACACACAAGGAGUUCAAAAGUUCAGCAGACUUGCCGAUUAUCUGGUGGUCAAUAUUUCUAGUCCUAACACACCUGGGCUGAGAGACUUACAGGGAAAACAAAAGCUACAGAAUCUUCUAGACAAAGUGAUAGAAAAAAGAGAUGAGAUGGAGGUCAGGAAACCCCUCCUGGUAAAAAUAGCCCCAGAUCUGACAGACCAGGACAAAUCGGAUAUUGCAGCUGUGGUCACCUCCAAAAAGGGUUAUGUAAAUGGUUUAAUUGUAAGCAACACAACAGUGAAGAGACCAGCUCAAUUAAAGAGUCAACAUAAAAAUGAAGAAGGAGGUCUGAGUGGCCAUCCACUAGCAGAUUUAUCCACAAAUACCAUCUCAGACAUGUAUAGGUUAACUAAAGGUACAGUCCCAAUCAUAGGGGUAGGAGGGGUAAAUUCUGGGGAAGAGGCAUAUAGGAAAAUCCGGUCUGGUGCUAGUCUCAUUCAGCUCUACACAGCUCUUAUUUAUGAAGGACCUCCAGUUGUCAAGAAAAUCAAGCGGGAACUCGAGGAAUUACUCAAACGUGAUGGUUUUAAUAACAUCUCUGAAGCUGUGGGUGUUGACGUCAAGUUAUGAUGAUUUUUAAAUCUUAAUUUUUAGGUCACCUGAGUCGCUCAAUGACCUAUUGCUAUCUGUUUUUGUCCAUGUUUGUUUGUCGCACGUUGUCUGUUAACAUUUGGACAUUUUCAGCUUCUUCUCUGGAACCGUUGAACCAGCCAGUUUCAACCAAUUUUAGCAUAUAGCAUCUAUGUGUAAAGGAGAACAAAAAUUGUGAAUUUCAUGGUUACUCUGCUUUAAGAGAAAUUAUUCAAUGCAAAUAAUGUAAUUGAUAGGUAAACUAAAUAAAACAAUAAUGCAAGAAUUUUCAAUACAUAAUAGAUAAAGUACCUUCAUAGUUUUUAAUAGUCAGGUAGAAAUAAAUAUUAGAUGGUUAAAAAAAUGAGACAAAAAUACCUUAUAUACUUUUAUGUACAUUAAAUAUUAUUCAAAGACUAAGAGGGGCCAGUGAUACGUGGGGAUCAUGCUGGAUGUACUUUGUAAAUGUUGUGUUUUAUGCUUUAAAGCACUGUUUGAUGAUAGUGAUAGGAUGUAGAUAGCACUGGCAUAUACAAGCAAGUUUCUGAGUUCUUGCUGAUUACCAGUCUAACUAUUUUGUUGAUCCCUGCACCUUUUUCUCUUGUUUUUAUUUUUUGUUAUUAUAUAAUUAUUUAUAAUUCCAUGGAUCCUUUACAGGGUUGUAUGAUACUCAGGUGACCGUUAAGGCCCUUUGGUCUUUUGUUUGUUUUGUCAGUUGUACAUGCAUUUGCUAGAAUUCAUUGUACGGUUACUUUUACAUCGGUCCCAAUGGGAUAAUUAAUAGGCAUCAUGAAAUAAAUGGUUAACUCAAUAAGAAA